Messenger RNA from Ectocarpus sp. CCAP 1310/34, 1704 nucleotides. The record is from the annotation of a GenBank genome assembly. NCBI's taxonomy places the organism in Eukaryota, Phaeophyceae, Ectocarpales, Ectocarpaceae.
AUGAUCUUCAGGUCGAAGAACCUGAAUCCAGGCAGCAUCUCGUCGAAAGCAGAUGCCGACAAGCUGUUUCGGCCGUACCUUUCGGUAUCCAUCCAGGAAUCGUCCGCGGCUGGACCAGCUGCUGAAGGGGCCGCCACGGGAGCAGCUGUCGGAGGGGCCGGAUCAGCAGGAGAGGCUUCUGGAUAGAAGCUGUGCCUGUUCAAAACCCCCCGUGCGCAGAGAAAGUGAACGCAGGUGGGAGGCCGCAAGGUGGCACCAUCGACCGACUUUGUCUCUUUGGAGGCGAGUUGCUGUGGUUUGGUUUGCCGUGUGUCUAGCUUUCGGUUGCGUUUAACGCCAACAGAAGGCAACGGGCCGCCUCUCUGUGUACGGUGUCUGCGUCGCGGACUUGGCAUGUUUUUAAUUUGGUUUCGGUUUUCCCUGUAAUGAGAGAUGACGACUCUUGCUGCAUUUUUGGUUUUUGUCGUGGGGGCACGGACUUUUGUACGCUUACGGCUGAUCAUGUAAUUUUCGACAUCACCUCGGUGUGUUUGUUUCUUAUCAUUAUCACAUGUGCACAACACGGAGGUCGUCGACGCUGCAGGGUGGGCGGUGCGAGUCGAAUGGUAGGGUACUCUGCGCGUAAAAACAGACAGUCUUGUUCCUUUGUUGCUGUGGACUUAUCAUGUGUCUUCAAAUAUGUUUCGUAUUUUUGCCGGUGACUGCAGACCGUGCUGUGUUUUUUUUGUUGUCGCGGUGGGGAGGUUACGUAAACUCACGGGUGAUCAUGUGUUUGUCGAGAGAGGCUCAAGGGUGGGUCUGUAUCCUGUUCAUGUGUAUGAUACUGUGAGCUCGUCGACUUUGCACGGCGGACGGUGCCCGUCGAAUGGCACAGGGUUCGGUACCGUUUUUGUUGUGAUGAUUUGUCUUUGGUUUUACAUCUGUCGUAGGGUGGUGACUCUUUUGCUGUGGUGUUGGUAGUCGUGGCUGACGAAGGACGUGCGCGAAGCCGCGGACUUUCCUCGCCAAUGACUUUCUGUGGUUUGUUGCGAGUACACGUCUUAUCCGCGUGUUCGUUGUUAUCGUAUCCGAUUCAUGCGUAUGCACUUGUAAAAUGCUGAGUUCCUCGAGGACGGUACAGACUGCGCGUAGAUGUAGACAGGGGUGUGUCUCUUCUUGCGCCCCUGCGUGCUGGGGCGUUCGUCGCGUUGUGGUCUGUGGGUGUUCAAUUGUGUUGGCUAUAUUUUUGCUUGUCGUAUGCAUACGAUGGAGAGAGUGAGAAAGGGGGUUGUGGUGAUAUCUCGGCGGUGCGUUUUGUGGCAUACUGUCUCUGUGUAGCUUUCUGACGUGCGCACCGCCUCCACUAAGACGAAACCAUUCUCUUGUGAAUGCGUGGCGCUUCGUGUUGUAGCGUGUCAUGUGGAAAGGGUGAUGACACUCGUGUGGUAUACAGCAGCUUUGUGCCCCGCCAGCUGCUUGUUCCAUGCCUACCAUGGUGUUUUUGUACAGACAGCACUUCAGACAGCAUUAUGCUGUAGUCGGCAAUCUUCCGUUUUGGUAUAGAGUGGGACAGGGAGGGGGUGAUGCUACUGUAGUCGAACGGUGGGACGGACGUGCAGUUCAGUUUUUGGGCACGCAUACGGUGCUGCAGGGAUUUUUAGGUGUAACUCUUCGGGCUCUUGCAUACCUUUUUCUCGUCAGAUGUGUGCGUGUUCUUUAGAUCCU